AUGGAGACGGGCCGGAGGCAUGGGCAGAGGUCGGAAAAUCAGAGGAAGAGCGGAGAGACUGAGUCGCUGAGCGGCAGGUCUCGUGUGCAACGUGUGGAGGCCGGGUCAGUUCCGAACAAGCAUUUGAGACCCGCCGACCGAUUUUUUGAUUUUGCAUCAUCAAGAAGAAAAAGAAGAAAACAAAUACAAAUUCGUCAUCAUCCCCAAUAUGACGUCAUCGGCGAUCUACCAGACUGUGUCCUGAUCUCCAUACUCACGCGCCUCCCUGUCAAUGAAGUUGUCCGGACCAGUGUCUUAUCCAAACGGUGGUCCAGCCUCUACAAAUUCGUGGCCGACCUCGACCUCCGCUGCCACCACCUUGUCCUCCGCCGUCAUCAUCCUCCCACUCGUCCAUCAAUAUUCGAUACGGUCCAAGGAUUUGUGUAUCUUUUUUGCGGCGUAGAUAUCAGCUUCUUAAUCCCUCCUCGUCCUUGUAAAGUCUCGACGGACACCCACGAUGUAUCCUCAAAGUAUUUAGACUCCCGCCGUUGUUCUAAAAUCCGUAGUCUCGUUUUCUGUUGUUGUCUGAGCAAUUCAUACUACAGAUCAUCCAAGGGAAGGUUCCGUGCAUUCGUCAAGUACCUAGCAAACACAGCCCAAGUUAAGAAACUCGUUUUUCAAUGUUGUUGCCGCGCUUGUAAAAUUUCUUGCCUCCACUUUCUUUCCUGGAUGCCCGGCUUGAGGUUGAGUAAAGUUACUCUACGCGACGGUGCACUAGACGUAAUCUUGUCCGGUUGUUCGGGCCUCUGCUCGUUGAGAUUGAAUCGCUGUGAGUUUCCUAGUUCUUCUAGGUUGCGUAUUUGUGGGCCCAACCUUCGACUGGAGCAUCUCAACAUAGAUGAGUGCAUUGGGGUGCAGCAGAUUAAGCUGUGUGCUAGCAAUCUUGUUACUUUUGAGUUCCGGAGCCGUAAAGUACGGGUCGAGCUCGUAUUUGAACACGUCCCUCGUCUGCAGAGCAUGUAUUAUGAUGGCUUUCAACGAGACAUUAUGUAUGACGUUCGUGUUAGGCUGUCCUUUGUGUUGCCUCCCAAUCAGCUAAAGUCGCUAACUUUGGCUACCCUAUAUGAUAUUUGUCGAGUUAGCACGCCUGGUUGGAUUAACACAUAUAGUAACCUUAGACAAUUAAGGUUACGGAUUUCUCGUACAGCCUACACGAGUAUGCUUCUGGGGAUAAUUCCGUUUCUGCAGAGUUGCCCACUCUUACUUGAGUUUCACUUGGAUACUAAAAUUGUGAAAGGUGAUGGCCCUAAAGCAAUGAGGCCACAGACAGCAGAAACUCAUUCCCAGUUGAAAAAAGUGGAAAUAACAGGAUUUUGUGGAUCUAGAAAUGAAAUCGACUUUGCACUUUAUAUACUCGAAAAUGCAACCUGUCUGGAGCAAAUGCAGAUAAGCCGGUGUCCCAAGUGGCACAUUGGGUUUGACAGGUGGAUGGAGCGCGAUGACAAGCCUCAGUGGAGUCAACAGACGCGGGAAAACAUCUGCCAACAGUUGCAAGGCCGAGCGAUUUCGAAGACCGCACGCAUAAUUAUUCGACAUUCUCCAAUCUACGAUGAUACUUGGUCGAGACGCAAGGCUGAUUAUGAUACUUAUUGUCUAUGA
This is a messenger RNA of Striga hermonthica, 1638 nucleotides long. Lineage: Eukaryota; Viridiplantae; Streptophyta; Magnoliopsida; Lamiales; Orobanchaceae. The record is from the annotation of a GenBank genome assembly.